Periophthalmus magnuspinnatus is the source of this 2167-nucleotide messenger RNA. It is a transcript of the gene trmt2a, whose product is annotated as tRNA methyltransferase 2 homolog A. The record is from RefSeq and is a predicted model, not a curated record. Gene Ontology annotation, biological process: RNA processing. Lineage: Eukaryota; Metazoa; Chordata; Actinopteri; Gobiiformes; Gobiidae. The transcript has 12 exons. Gene Ontology annotation, molecular function: RNA methyltransferase activity; RNA binding. Bases 145 to 1947 code for a protein of 600 amino acids.
GUCUUUGCACGUGGUUCACAAACCAACAUGGCAGCGCCCUGUAGCCCACUGUGAAGUGAGCAAUAUCCACAAGUUUGUGAAACAGAGGUAAAGUUAGAAAGUGAAGAAGCCAUAGGCUAGUUAUUGUUUUCUUGACAUUUGGAGAUGGCAGAAGUCAUUAGUAACCCUGUGCCUGAUGCACCACCUGCUACGGAGGAGGAGAUAUCUGCAGAAUUGCCCCAGGACAGUAACACUGAGGAGAGUGAAUCAUCAGACCCAAGCAUGUACCGGUAUAUUAAAAAUGAUCUGUUCACGUCUGAGAUUUACAAGGUGGAGAUAAGAAACCUGCCUAAAUUCACUGGGUUUAAUGAUCUCAAGAAGUUCUUGGCCAAGCAAAAUCUCAACCCACACAAAAUCAAGCUGUUUGGAAAGCAGACGUUUGCUUUUGUGACUUUUAAAAAUGAAGAGGAGCGUGAUAAGGCGAUGAAGUUGGUGCAUGGGAUGCAGUGGAAAGGCCAGGUGCUGAAUGUUAAGCUAGCUAAGCCCAAAGCAGACCCCAUUAUGAGAAAGAGGAAGCAAGAGGAGAGCGAGGGCCCCCCUUCGAAGAGGACAGAGGAAGAGGAGGAGGAGCCGCUGAGUAUCCAGAUUGCCAAUGCAGUGACACCACUGUGGAACAUGCCCUACAAUGAGCAACUCCGCAGAAAGGAGCAGGAGGUGGUGUCUGUGUUACAGAGACUAGCCAAGGAGAUUGGCAACACCAACAAAGCCAUGUUACCUUGGCUGUUUGCACAAAAAGGAAAAUACAACAAGAUGUGCUGUCCUCUGGAAGAUAUCCGCCCUUCUCCUACCCAGACAGAGUACAGAAACAAGUGUGAGUUCCUGAUUUCAAUUGGAGCAGAUGGAGAGGACAAGACCAUAGGAUUUCGGCUGGGGAAAUAUAAAGGCGGCUCUUGUGCUGUGGUCGGUCCAGCAGAGACCUGUCAUGUCUCAACCCAAGCCAAAAAAGUGGUCAGUGAGUUUCAAAGGUUCAUCAGGACAACGACUUAUUCAGUGUACAGCCCAGAGACCUACGAGGGACACUGGAAGCAACUAACAGUUCGAACCACAAGGACAGGGCAAGCUAUGGCUGUAGUUUUCUUCAACCCACAGAAACUGGAUGAGGAGGAACUAGAUGCUUUGAAAACCUCCAUGAAGCAGUACUUCACAGAGAACGAGGGGAAGGACAGUGGCAUUACAUCGCUUUACUUUGUUAGAGAAGGGCAAAGGACGUCUCCUAACCCUGAGGACCUGCCCUGCGAGCUGGUGGGUGGAGAGAGUUGUAUUUAUGAAGAGCUCUUGGGACUGAAGUUCAGAAUCUCACCUCAUUCAUUUUUCCAGGUGAAUACAGGAGCUGCGGAGGUGCUGUACUCUACUGUUGGAGAGUGGGCCCAGUUGGAUGAGAACAGCACUGUCCUGGAUGUUUGCUGUGGGACAGGGACAAUUGGGAUCUCUUUAGCAAAGAGAGUAAAGAAAGUGAUUGGAAUUGAACUCUGCCAAGAAGCAGUGGAGGAUGCCAAAGUCAAUGCAGAACUUAAUGGGCUGAGUAACAUUGAGUUUCACUGUGGAAAGGCUGAGGAUGUGUUCCCAAACAUCCUGAAUGGUCUUGUUGCAUCCAACCUCACAGCUAUAGUGGAUCCACCAAGAGCAGGCCUGCAUUCCAAAGUUAUUCUAGCUAUAAGGAGAGCAGAGCACCUCAAGAGGCUGGUCUAUGUUGCAUGCAAUGCAAAGGCUGCUAUGAACAACUUCAUAGAUCUGUGCCGAGCCCCGUCAAACAGAGUCCAUGGGGCCCCUUUCCGUCCGGUAAGGGCCUUGGCUGUGGACCUCUUUCCUCAGACGAUGCACGUUGAAUUGGUCCUUCUCCUGGAGAGAGUGGGCUACGAAUCCCAGACACCAGAGGACAGUGGCAGCCAACAACAGCCUGGCUGUUAGUGUAAAAUAUACAAAUAAUACCCAGCGGCAGGGGUUUGAAAUACAGCUGACUGAUUUUUUUUAAAAACUUUUGAUAAAGAUGUGUCUCCUUUCAGUUUAAAUGUACAAUAUCCUCCGCCAUGCCUGGUCCAUUUGAAAAUAUGCUUCUGAAUGUCUUCCUUCAUUUUGUGUUCUGCUUAUGUUCCUUCACUUAAAACCAAUAAACUUCUCUCAUAUCAUU